UAAAACUUAUAGAUCAUGGAAAAUUCUAAUCAAUAAUUAACUUAACGUAUUUGGUUGCGACGAGUGAUAUCGAUUAAACAUCAAUUUAAAAAUUCAAUGGGAAGCAUUUAUUGUGCAAACGAGAAUAUUACCAUUAACAUUAAAACACGCUUGCAAAAUGAUGAAUCAAGUGAUGAGAUCAGCACCAAAUUCAUCAACCGAAAAAGAAAUGAUCGCUAUGGCGGAGGAAGAGUUGGCCAGACUACAAAGACAGUUACGAAUAAUGGAAGAUGACAGAAUGGCGUUCUCAGAUGAAACCAGUUCAAAACUCGAAAAGCAACGAAGAAUUAUCGAGCUUCUCCGCAAAGAAAAAGCAAAAUUAUGUGAAGACAUCAACGUUGCUACUUGCAAAAACCAAAAACGUAAAGAUAAAAGAUUAUCCAAAGAGAUUUACAAGCUCUUAGAGGUAUACGAGGAAUAUUGUGAAAGGGUUAGGGUGGAAAAGGAGGAAAUCGUCGAAAUGGACGUUCAAAUUAAAAAACUUGAGUCUGAUAUUAAAAAUUUACGGCCAAAGAGCUCAGUUACGGAGAACCAUUUUCAAACUCGUCUAACUAGCGGACAAAAAACUCUGCAGAUUUUGAAAAAUCGACUUGAUAAUAUGGUGAAAAAGUUUUGUGCAAUUUUGGCUACUAAUAAAGAGCUUAGAGAGGAAAUUAAUCAUUUGUUAAAAGAGAGGAACCAUUUCAAUGAUGUCUGGGAAAAACUACUAAAAGACAUACAUUCUGGUAAGAGAUACAUGGUUGACUUAAUAGAACAGGCCACCAUAGCUUUCGAUCAACGUGAAGAAUGGUGUUCAAAGCUCGAUGCAUUAAAAAAACGAGCUGAAGUGGAUUUUGUAUUACAUUCUGAGGAGAUGCGCGAAAUUCAACGUAGACUUGACCAAUAUAUGACACUGCGUGAGUUCCUCUGCGUAAAAGGCCAAAAGAGAAUAUUAAAAGACUUAGAAGAGAAAGAGAGACUGAAGAAGGAAAUGCAGCAGCAAAACUUGGAGGAUCAACUAGAGGUGUAUGAAACUACUCUGAAGAAAAUUCAAGUUUUUUGUAAAGAAGAAGAUGUGGAUAGGAUCGCAGCUUUGUUUCUUAAGCAAGAGGAAGAGAACUUUGCCCUUUUUAACUACGUGAAUGAGUUGAGCCAUGAGAUUGAAUCGUUGACUUACGUUAUGGAUGAAUUGCAUGAAAAGAUUGAUGACCAAAUUGAACUUAGCAACGAAAGGGCCAAGCAGCGACAAUCUACCAUUAGUUCGUUGCAAGUUGAUUUGGAUGAGGCUACCAAAAAGGCAGAAGAAGAUGAACAAGAAGUACAAAAAGCCGCAGAUAACUUACAAAAGGUUCUUAAUGGUAUUGAAAAAGUUUUUGAAAUUGUUAAUUGCGAUAAAGGACCUAUUUUGAAACUACUUGGUGAAAAUGCCAGUAUUAAUUUGUUUAAUGUCAAAAUUUAUUUGGGAACUAUUGAGAAGAAAUUGUCUGGCAUAAUAACGGAUCUUUAUUUUGCUGAAAAAUCGAUGCUGUCACAUCCCAAAAAGAUCAAGACUGUUCUUUCUCCUCACUAAUUUAUAACUUGAAUCGUCUAUUUAUCUGUAGGGAAGUAAAUCAAUAAUUUUUCAAAGAUUUAAUAGUAUUUUAAAAUAAAAAAAAAUAUUGUAUUAGCGGCUCAAUUUACAUACUAUGAUGAUUCCAUUGUUGCCAGACUGUUUUUAGGUUAGGUAUGAUAGGCAUUUUAAGUUAAAUCACGAGACACAUAUACUUCAGCAAUUAUAUUGAUAUACAAAGCUAGUAGUUUGGGUUCGAAUCACGACACCUAUAAAGCUUGUGAAUUGAUCUAGUAAGGGCUAAAAAAAUUGCAAAUUUUGGUCAAUAUAAAUAUGGAAAUAUUGGAUAGUUGUACAAAACUUGCAACAUCAGAAUGACUAUUAACAUAUAGGAGCUUGUAAUGUUUACUAGAUUAAUA
Messenger RNA from Anthonomus grandis grandis, 1986 nucleotides. RefSeq names its product outer dynein arm-docking complex subunit 1 (gene Ccdc114). The transcript has 10 exons. NCBI's taxonomy places the organism in Eukaryota, Metazoa, Arthropoda, Insecta, Coleoptera, Curculionidae. The record is from RefSeq and is a predicted model, not a curated record. Bases 158 to 1588 code for a protein of 476 amino acids.